Cephus cinctus (wheat stem sawfly) is the source of this 1273-nucleotide messenger RNA. RefSeq names its product probable aminoacyl tRNA synthase complex-interacting multifunctional protein 2 (gene AIMP2). Lineage: Eukaryota; Metazoa; Arthropoda; Insecta; Hymenoptera; Cephidae. The record is from RefSeq and is a predicted model, not a curated record. The transcript is spliced from 4 exons. Bases 295 to 1209 code for a protein of 304 amino acids. Gene Ontology annotation, cellular component: aminoacyl-tRNA synthetase multienzyme complex.
AAUUCCCAUCGUUCGAAAAGCCUAGAUCAAACAAAAUGUCGAGUAGGCAUACUCAUGAAGUUUUUCGUGAAUAUUUCAUCACGAGAGAAUAUGCAUAAUCGGAAGAAAUUGGCAAGGAUCUAUUUAUCUGCCGCCCUCUGUACCAAAUGGCGCAUCAUAGGAGAAGCAGCGCAAGUAUAACAUGGCCGCCUAGCAAAAGCGAAAAAUACGAAACGAAACGACCGCGUUGCGGACAGGGAGGGUAUUGCGAUACGCGAAUAUAAUAGAGCUCAUAUAACGUUGCAAGUAAGAAAAAUGAGCGGUGGUACGACGAUGUACACGUUAAAACCAAUUAUUUCGCUGCCGAGUGAAACGAACCAGUCAAAAACGAUGUACAGAAUGAAAAAUAUUCAUGGGGAACAUCGUGAGCCUGACGACCAUGCCAGCCACGAGAGCAAGAUAGUGUCGGGAAUCACAGAGCAGGUUAUCAAGUUUUUGAAGGAUCCUCUGCCAGAAGUUGCAAUUCUGGAGGCCAGACAGGAAAAGAUCCUAGCACAACUUGCACAGCUUAAAGAACAAGUAUCGAGUCUCUGUAAUGUUCUAAAGGAAUCUAGUCAAACAAAGCCUACUGUGGUCUCUGGCAGUGAGGAGACCAUUAGAGUAUACAUUGCAGUUAACGCAAAUUCAACAAGACCUCCUUACUCUCUUGUUGCUCUCCAAAAAAUUUGGACCCAAGCAGACUUGAGAAUAACAACUCACGUUCAUUCAACCGUAGUAGACGCAGUUCCGGAAUUACCAAUCUCUAGGAAGCGGAGCAUUAGCAACAUCAUCAUCAACACAGCACUCAUAUGGAAGAAUGUACCAGAGUUGGAGCUUGUGCUUUCUCCAGUCAGAGGACAUCCUUUACUGGGAGAGGUCAAUUUGCUCAGGUAUCUCAGUAGAUUAAUUACAAUUUACAAUUACGAGAAUAUCGACUGUCCCGGUGAAAUCGAUGCGAUACUCGAUCUCUGUCAUCGUCUUCCUUACGAGAACUCAUCGAAAGAGAAGCAAGCUAUUUUGUUCGAGUUUAGUAAGAAAUUAGGAAAAGAUAAAUGGUUCCUUGGCUUUACGGAUACGAGUAUCGCCGAUGUCGCUGUAUGGUCCACCAUUAAGCAAAUUAAUUUCGGCAAAUUGCCAUUGAAUUUGACUGAAUGGUUCGCAAGAUGCGACAAGGUCUUCCUUAGUACUUGAAAUGUUCAUUAUCUAAACAUUGAUUUUGUACGAAUGAAAAUAAAAUAAAAAAAAAUCCAAUUGA